Molecule: messenger RNA, 1383 nt
Organism: Linnemannia hyalina
Lineage: Eukaryota; Fungi; Mortierellomycota; Mortierellomycetes; Mortierellales; Mortierellaceae
Source: the annotation of a GenBank genome assembly
AUGAGAAUCUCUUGGGCACUCCAGGUUGCGGCCGUGUUCUGCCUGGUUGCAGUCCACCCAGCCGUCGCCGACACCUCUUCGUCCGCUGACAGAAUCUCGCACCGCAUCGACGACCCCGUCCCUCUCGUCUACAAGCGUGCUGCCGACUCUCUCCACAUUGAGAUUGAAAAAAACCACAUUACCAACAACUAUGCGCGUACGGGCGGUCUCCAGUUCCGUCGUCGGGGUGAUUCCCUCGAUGAGCAUGAACGUCCUCGUGGACGUCCGGGUCCUUCGCGUUCGGAGACGACUGAUGUUCCUCCUCAUUCUUUGAAAGAACCUCACUUGGAGCAUGAGCCUAAGCGCCGUCGUCCUUCGCACUUGACGGCGCCCCCUGAGAACCAUCACCCCAAGCCUACUCAUAAGCCUGGCGAACCUGGCACACCCGGCAAGCCCCACAAGCCUAGCAAGCCCGAUCAUGGUAAGCCAGGCAAGCCUAAUAAGCCUGAUCACGGCAAACCCGGCAAACCCCACAAGCCUGGCAAGCCUGAUCACAAGCCCAAGCCCAAGCACCACAAGCCCAAGCCCAAACCCCACAAGCCCAAACCCAAGCCCUCAAAGACAAAGACAAAGGGUCCUCACAAGCCAACCCACAAGCCAUCAAACACUCACAAGCCCAAGCCCGAGCCCACCACCACUACCACCACUACCACAGCCACUACUGUCCCUACGGUCGCCCCCGUGGUUCCUCCUGUGGUUCCCCCUCAGGCAACAGUUGUGCCCACGCCGAUUGAUACCCCUGUCGUGCCUACCCCUCCCGCUGUCGUCCCCCCCACCGAUAGCACAGGUUCCCCAGGCCAGAACCUCCCCUCCGGUAACAACGGUUCUUCCAACGGCGGGCAACCCACUUCCGGCCUCAGCACCUCCCCCGGCGGUGGCUCCAUGUCCGGCAGUUCCAGCUCCUCCAUCGGCACCAUCAUCGGCGCCGUCGUCGGAUCCGUCGCUCUCGCAGGUCUGGUUGCCCUUGGAGUCUACCGCCGUCGUGAGCGCCAACGCGCCGUCGAAGAGGCAACCGGCCUCAACCCAGAAAUGGACGAGGCUCCCCGUACAGCCUUCCGUCAUGAGUCCUUCAUGGCCUUGGUCAAGGAUGCCGCCCAAGGCUUCUACGCCCCCGGUACCACCGGCCCAGCAGGAGGUUCUGGACCUCAUGGUCCCAGCGGCCUUUCAGGAGUCGCAGUUGUUGGAGCCGGUGCUGGCACUGGCGCCAACCUGUCCCGCCAGAACUCGGCCCGAUCUCAGAACUCCCAGCAUAGCUUGCAUUCCCGUCGUUCCGGCCAGUUCUCGGCCCAUGGCAUGACGCCUUCCUCGCCCCCUCCCCCACUUGCCCACAUUGGAGGUCGCUAA